GGCUCCAGCCUGGUGCGUGGACCAGUGAGGGGGUGCGGGCUCGGCCCCGCCCCGCGCGUCCCCGCCGCGGCCAGUGCGCGCUCCCGGGAGGCAGCGGAGGCAGCGGCAGCUCCAGCAGCGUUCGCAGCAGCCCCGGGCUAUCUUGGGCAGGGCCGGCCGGCGGACAGACUGACAGAGGGCGCCAGGGGUGCGCGGCCCGCUGGGGCCAGCCAUGGAAGGAGCUUCGUUUGGCGCGGGCCUUGCGGGGGCCGCCGUAGACCCCGUGAGCUUCGCGAAGCGGCCCCAGACCCUGCUUCGGGUCGUGUCCUGGGUGAGUGGCCGCUGUCCCGGUGGCGCUCACCUGAAGGCCCUGCACCGGUUCCGUCUGGGCACGACAAUGUCGAUCUUUGCCACCGAACAGCUGGGCACCGGGGCGGGCCAAGGACUACCCUGGCUACCCAGUGGGGCAGCGGGUGUGGAGGGCCCCGAGACCUACCAGAGCCCGCCCUUCACCGAGACCCUGGACACCAGCCCCAAAGGGUACCAGGUGCCCGCCUACUAGUGGCUGGCAGCCCAGACCAGGGCUGGAAGGCUGCCCCACCGAUGCCAGGCCCGAGGCCUCCUGGGACCUCCCUCAGGUCCUCCUGGCCCAACUCCAGGGAUGGAGGGGUGGCCACUGUGGGCCGUCUGGGGCCAAGAGAGGGUAGCCCCCAGGGUGCCUGGGCUGUACC
Myotis lucifugus (little brown bat) is the source of this 710-nucleotide messenger RNA. RefSeq names its product synaptogyrin 3 (gene SYNGR3). NCBI's taxonomy places the organism in Eukaryota, Metazoa, Chordata, Mammalia, Chiroptera, Vespertilionidae. The record is from RefSeq and is a predicted model, not a curated record. Gene Ontology annotation, cellular component: synaptic vesicle membrane; neuromuscular junction.